Messenger RNA from Cucurbitaria berberidis CBS 394.84, 1848 nucleotides. RefSeq names its product glutaminyl-peptide cyclotransferase precursor. Gene Ontology annotation, molecular function: glutaminyl-peptide cyclotransferase activity; zinc ion binding. Lineage: Eukaryota; Fungi; Ascomycota; Dothideomycetes; Pleosporales; Cucurbitariaceae. The record is from RefSeq and is a predicted model, not a curated record. The transcript is spliced from 2 exons. Bases 307 to 1437 code for a protein of 376 amino acids.
AACAGGAAUAGCGUUCAUCACAUACGGCACGAAUGGCUUACCGGCGCGUGCGUGAAAGAUGCCUGAGAUAGUUCGGAAGUUUCAAAUAUUCCUGCAAUGAAACAUGGGAGUUGGAAGUGAGGGGUCGCGACGACUUCAACUUGCACCUUCCACUCUUCCUUAAGAGUUACGUCUACGCCGAGUGCGAUUUGCGCAUGAUUCAAUCAGCCAGAUCGUCAAUGUCAGGGCAGCUUCAAAUGAACAUUUCACGGCAUUGAAGUCCAAGGCGUACGCAAACAAACUUGUUUCAUUAACCCUCACAACAAGAUGUUCUUCCCUUUACCACCUUCGCUCUCCGUCUUCUCAGCGCUCCUCCUCCUUCAAUCUCCAUUCCCCGUCAACGCCUACAAACCCCUCUCAGACAGCUUCCUACAGGCCAUACCCUCCCCCGGCGACGCCAUAGAUCCGCUCAACGGCCCACUACUCGCACCCAUACUCAUUCCACGCGUACCAGGCACACCGGGCCAAACCACAGCCCAACGCCACUUUAUCAACUUCUUCCAAUCCGAAUUGCCAAACUGGAGCAUACAAUGGCAAAACAGCACUGCCCGCACCCCGAUAUCCGGCGGCGCUGAACUCCCCUUUGCGAACCUGAUCUUCAAGCGCGAGCCGCCGUGGGUUAAGCCGGGACAGGCGAAUCUACUCACGCUCGUGGCGCACUAUGACUCCAAGUACCAGCCUGAGGGGUUCAUAGGGGCGACGGAUAGUGCGGCGCCGUGUGCGAUGUUGUUACAUGUUGCCAAGGUGGUGGAUGGGUAUGUGCAGCGCAUGUACGAUGAGAUGCAAGAGCUGGGCGAGGGGGGAAGUGUAAAGAUGGACAUGGGGAUCCAGAUCUUGCUGCUUGAUGGGGAGGAGGCGUUUGAGAAGUGGACGGACGAGGAUAGCUUGUAUGGGAGUAGAGCUCUUGCACAGCAGUGGUCUCUCUCCCCAAACCCUCCAUCCGCCAAAUUCUACAGAUACCGCACGCCUCUCUCGCAGAUAUCCCUGUUUCUUCUCCUCGAUCUGCUCGGCGCCGCAGCUCCGAGUGUCCCUUCGUACUUCCCAACCACGCACUGGGCAUACCAGCAUCUCUCCACGAUUGAAUCCCGCAUGCGCGCUCUCCAGCUCCUCGAGUCCUCGCCGCCUACACCUUUCCUGCCGGACGUGAACGUGACGACAGGCGAGCACAUGGCCGUGAGUGACGACCAUUUACCCUUUAUAAGAGGCGGAGUGGAGGUGCUGCAUGUUAUUCCCCAUCCGUUUCCAAAGGUGUGGCACAAGAUUACUGAUGAUGGGGAGCAUCUAGAUAUGCGCACUGUGAGGGACUGGAGUAAGAUUUUCGCUGCGUUUGCGCUGGAAUGGCUGGAUAUGAUGGAAGUUUGGGACGAGCCUGGGGACAACACCGAAGAAGUAGCUUGAGUCAGGACAGAGAAGAUUGAAACACGAAUUCGCACCCCUAGAGCAUUGUGAGCGUUGCAGUAUCGUGACAGGGCACGAGGUGUGUCUGAGCAUGGAAAAGCUAGCACCUGACCUCACGUGCAAUAUAGUCCAGCUGGCUCUAUGAAGCUGGAAGUGGAUAGACGCCCGGAGGGACGAAAGAUGCAGUCCUAGAUCAAACACAGGACACGGCAUGAUUCUCGAGACUCCGAGUGGACAUGUAAGGGCAAGAAAAGCGGACUGACGAUGACAAUGUAAAUUAGUCCCGACUCGUUAUCCUACACGCCGUUGUUCAAACAGCUAAUUUGGUAUCAUUUAACCUGGAAGAAUUCUUCAAGAUCUAGCCUUGUAAACUUUUCAGACCGGAACGCCUACAAAACCAAUCCUUGGCUU